GCAGAGGGGGCGGUAUUUCCGGAUACUGGUGAAAAGUUGCGGCCUGCACAUGUGGGUUGUAUUAGCGGCUCCAGUAGCUUGUCUUGUUGUUUCAGCUUAAGGAUAGCAUGGCCGAGAAUGACGUUGACAACGAGCUGCUGGAUUACGAUGACGAUGAGGAGCAGCAGACGGCCCCGGAGAACGCCACUCCAGCCGGGAAGAAGGAGGUUAAGGGCUCCUAUGUGUCCAUCCACAGCUCCGGUUUCCGGGACUUCCUGCUGAAGCCAGAGCUCCUGCGCGCCAUCGUGGACUGUGGCUUUGAGCAUCCGUCUGAAGUCCAACAUGAAUGCAUUCCACAAGCCAUCCUGGGCAUGGACAUCCUGUGCCAGGCCAAGUCUGGCAUGGGGAAGACCGCCGUGUUCGUGCUUGCGACACUGCAGCAGAUAGAGCCUGUGGACGGACAGGUAUCUGUGCUGGUCAUGUGCCACACGCGUGAGUUGGCGUUCCAGAUCAGCAAAGAGUACGAGCGCUUCUCCAAGUACAUGCCCACCGUGAAGGUGGCCGUGUUUUUCGGCGGCUUGUCCAUCAAGAAGGAUGAAGAGGUGCUGAAGAAGAACUGUCCGCACAUCGUGGUGGGCACCCCCGGGCGGAUCCUCGCCCUCAUCCGCAACAAGACCCUCAGCCUCAAGAACGUCAAGCACUUUGUUCUGGAUGAGUGUGACAAGAUGCUGGAGCAGCUGGAUAUGAGGCGUGACGUGCAGGACAUCUUCAGACUGACGCCGCACGAGAAGCAGUGCAUGAUGUUCAGCGCCACCCUGAGCAAGGAGAUCCGGCCCGUGUGUCGCAAAUUCAUGCAGGACCCCAUGGAGGUGUUCGUGGAUGAUGAGACCAAGCUGACCCUUCAUGGCCUGCAGCAGUACUACUGUAAGCUGAAGGACAGCGAGAAGAACCGCAAGCUCUUUGACUUGUUGGAUGUGCUGGAGUUCAAUCAGGUGGUGAUCUUCGUCAAGUCCGUGCAGCGGUGUGUGGCUCUGUCCCAGCUGCUUGUGGAGCAGAACUUUCCUGCCAUCGCCAUUCACCGGGGUAUGGCGCAGGAGGAGAGGCUCUCGCGAUACCAGCAGUUCAAGGACUUUCAGCGUCGCAUCCUGGUGGCCACCAACCUCUUUGGCCGAGGGAUGGACAUCGAACGGGUCAACAUCGUCUUUAACUAUGACAUGCCUGAGGACUCUGACACCUACCUCCACAGGGUCGCCCGUGCAGGAAGGUUUGGGACGAAGGGUCUGGCUGUGACGUUUGUGUCGGACGAGACGGACGCAAAGACCCUGAAUGAUGUGCAGGACCGUUUCGAGGUCAACGUGGCCGAGCUGCCGGAGGAGAUUGACAUCUCCACUUACAUUGAACAGUCCAGAUGAGCGUUCCAGUCCAAUGAAGACCCUAAUCCCAAAUGUAUUUUUGAAGACGACGCCAUUUUAAAAGCUUCCCUCCCCUCGGUUCAUAGGUGCAAGGCUUAUUUUAUUUUUCUGGGGAGUGUCCUGGUUUUAAUUUUUUGUUUUUAAAUUUUUUGUCGGUUGUAGUUUUUGGUUAAAGGAAUUAAAACAUUUUAUACAAUGUU
Messenger RNA from Paramormyrops kingsleyae, 1591 nucleotides. It is a transcript of the gene ddx39ab, whose product is annotated as DEAD (Asp-Glu-Ala-Asp) box polypeptide 39Ab. Gene Ontology annotation, molecular function: ATP binding; nucleic acid binding; RNA helicase activity. The record is from RefSeq and is a predicted model, not a curated record. Lineage: Eukaryota; Metazoa; Chordata; Actinopteri; Osteoglossiformes; Mormyridae.